This is a messenger RNA of Ruditapes philippinarum (Manila clam), 522 nucleotides long. RefSeq lists its product as uncharacterized. The record is from RefSeq and is a predicted model, not a curated record. Bases 1 to 522 code for a protein of 173 amino acids. Lineage: Eukaryota; Metazoa; Mollusca; Bivalvia; Venerida; Veneridae. The transcript has 5 exons.
AUGCCUUAUGGAAGAUCAAGAUCUAGGUCACCACCAUCGUCAAGGCAACAGAAACAGCCAAUACAGGUCAGCAGUAGUACAAAAGCUCGUAGACUGUCAUCUUCAUCAUCAUCGUCAAGUUCUUCUAGUUCAAGCAGAUCUCGGAGUCCAAAUAAAAACAAGAAAAGAGGGUCAUCAUCUAGUUCAAGUUCCAGUUCAAGAAGUAGAUCAAGGUCUCCAGAGAAGAAAAAGAAAACCAUCCUAAGGAAGAGGACAGGGAAUGCUGGAAGGUCAGGGUCAAGUUCCAGAAGCAGGUCAAGGUCACUGUCACCAAAGAGGGUCAAGAAGAAGUCACCAGAAAUUUCUCCUAAAGAUGAUAUCAAGCAGAAGGUUCCAGAGAAACAGAUUGAAGAGGUCAAGAAAAUGUCACCAUCAAGGUCAUCUGCUUCAAGGUCAAGGUCACCAAGUCCUGCGCAAGCUGAAGUUGAAAAAACUUCUGACAAAAAACCAGAUGUGUCUGAACCAGCACAAGAGUAUGUCUAG